Molecule: messenger RNA, 6269 nt
Organism: Mytilus californianus (California mussel)
Lineage: Eukaryota; Metazoa; Mollusca; Bivalvia; Mytilida; Mytilidae
Exons: 19
Coding region: 358-2928 (856 amino acids)
Source: RefSeq, a predicted model, not a curated record
CGACCAAACGGUCGCUAAGAGAAAUAAUCUGACUAAGUUAAACUCACCAAUGCAAGUACUUUAUUUGCUAGAUAAAAUGAUAUGCAUAAAUUAUGUAUUUGGACUGGAUAUCAGAAAUCUCAUCAAUAUUCAAAUAGUAAAAAAAUAUGCAUCUGCAAGAUGAUCUUGCCUGUGCCCGCUGGGGUUGGGAAUAUGAUUUCCUGUACCUGUUGCCAUUGUUGGAACAGUUAAACUACCAAUUUAGACUAAUCACCAGGAAAGAUAAGAAAAGAGAUAAAUCCAGAACAGCACAGUGUCCUACCAACAUCUUCAUCAAUAACGUCAAUCUUACCUGUAAAAGAAGAUGACUCUCGUAUAAUGGUUUCAUUAGGUCAAACUAGCAUUAGGUUACUUGUGAACAGAUUCAAGAAAACCUUCCUGUAUAAUAAAGCAAUUGAAAAUGUCAUUCAGCUGUAUGAAUUUUGGGAGAUAGUUGGCGGCUUCUUGGCCUGGGUCGCACCUAAAAGUAGUUCUGAUUCGGAUGCUGAAGAGGAAGGUUGUUCUAUUGAAUUUUUUGAAAGUAGUUUAAAUGAAGAAAAUGGAAUUACUGAAAAUCAAAGAACUUCUAUAGAUCUUUUUGAAAGUGGUAGCCUUGAUGCACUGGAAACGCCUGAUACAAAAAGUGGAGAUGACACCUUAGGAAACAUAGCUGCAAGGGAAGAAGAAACUUCUGGAACCUCCUAUAAUUCUGAUCAAAACCCUGAUUAUCCUGUUUCCAGUGAUGGAGAGAUGGGGGAUAAGCAAGAUACUGUCAGUAGGGAUGAGUUAAUUACCUCGCUCAGCAGCAAAAUGGUAGCCUUCAAGGUUUUAGAUGUAUUCUCAUUACAUCCACCACCUCCUUCAUACAGAGUAAGAGAAGUUGAUCCAAAUUUUGUUAAAGCUCUGAUGGCAAAAAUGAUAGAAAAGAAUUCUGUUGCCGUUGAAAACGCCCCUAAUAUUGUAGGCUUUGUAGAUGUUGAUUUACAAAAUUUUAGAAUUGAAAAACUAUCAACAUAUAGAAUCCAUGUCAUUGAUGGCAACCAUAGCUUAAAGGCUCAAAAGGCAGCUUAUAGAAAGACAAAAGAUCCAACAUUUAGAUUUAGAGGCGUAAAUAUAUAUUGUGACCUGAAUGAAGAUGAGGCAUUGUUUCUUGGUGUAAGCCGAAAUGAGGACACCAGCUCAUUUGUAAAAUUUAGUGAUUAUCAGAAGGUUGAUCUGAUCAGAAGAAAACUGUAUUCCAUGACAAGGACUAGUCAAAAAGAGGAGCCUCCUAAAACACCAAAAGGUUUUAAAAACAUGUUUGCCUGUAUGCUGAACUUGAAAGAGAAAAAUGCAGUUGAUGGAAAAAAUAUCAUCAAGUUUCUUGCAUGUCUUCCAAACAAUUCCUAUAUCUUAUAUAAAGACAUCUGUUCAAGAAAGCCAACGCUUCCAGCAUCAAAAUUUACAUGUUUAAGAGGAUUGACAGACAGUGAUGCAUAUGUCUGUUUACAUAAUUUGUCAUUAACAGAAUUAGAGAAAAAAGACUGGCAAUAUUUUGCAAGUAGUUGUUUACAAAGACAGAAGAAAGUAAGAAAGCAUAGAAAAGACGUAACAGCCAGAAUAGAAUUUUCUGACACAUCAACCAAAAUUUAUGUUAACCAGAAACCAAUGCCAGGAAGCUGUCUUUGUUUUAAAUUUACAUGGGACCAAAAAGAAGUAACAUUGACAAGUGAACAGUUACAAGAUAAAUUGUUUGGUCUAUCAAAUAAAAAAAAAAUAGAAUCUGCAACAUAUGAGAGAAUUCCAGUCAGAUUUCAAACAUGUAGUCAAAAGAAUAUAGAUUUCAUUAAGAAGACUAAUGAAAUAGAAGAAAGACCACUCAAAGGUAUAUCAAAUAUAUUUAGUCUUGAUGAUAUUUACUCAAAUAGUGAACAAGUGGAGCUUUCUGAUGAAGAUGAAGAUGAUGAAACUGUGAUACCAGAUAGUCCAAAUGAAACAGGAGCUUCCUCAAAUGGAUACUCAAUAACAAGAUUUACCUCAAGGUCUAGUCAGAAGAAGCAAGUUAAAGCUAGUCCACUGAUGAGUAGUACCCUGGUAGAUACUUUAGCUAGUGAUCAAGAAUCAGAAAACCUAAAUGAAUACAAUGAUGGAGCAUCAUCUUCAAACAUAGAUAUUUUAAACAAGGACUCAACAAUUGAUGGUUUGACAAGCUACACAGAUUUAAACCUGGAAGAAAAGAGGACAUCUAAAACUUCAGAUGAGUUUAUAAAAAUUAUAGUGGAUGAAGCUGCUAACAUGAAAGCUAAGUUAUAUGGGAAACAAAUUGAAGAAGACGAAGUAGAGACACGUCCAGACAUGUUGUAUAAUCAUAUGGAAGUACUUUUAGAUCCUGUCAUUCAGGAAAUGUCCAAAAAGUACUUUACUGAUGAUGCAUGGAUGGUUGUCACAAAUGUCCUUAAUAUUUUACAAGCAUAUAAAUGCAAACAAAUUGAGAGGAAUAAGGAAAUGGACAAAGUCUUAGGAAGCAAUAAGGGGAAAGCUUUAUGUGGAACAAAAGGAACAAACUGUUUUAAAAACAGAAAAGAUGUGGGAAGAGAUGCAAAAUCAUCAAGUAAGUCAGAAGAUAUAUCUAAGAAGAAUGUUGAAUUUACAAAGACUGGCAACACAAGUAAAAGGAAAAAAUCCUUAAAAAGAAAGCGUGAUGUAUAUUCAUUUUCAAGUAAUGAUUCACCUGUAAAAGCCUUUGAAAUUCCAGUAGUUUCCAUCCCUGCAAUUGAAAAUGAAGUGAAGAUAAAAGAGAAACCACAAGGUUCAUCUGUGAAAAAGGAACUCAGAAUAAGAUUAACUGAUAUUAAUACAGUAACUGAUAUUGGAAAAUAUACAGCUUCAAAAACAGCUAAACAGUCCAAGGGCAAAUGGAAAAAAGAUUGAAACAGAUAGAAAUUGUAUUAGAGUAAAAGCGCAAUAUUUUCCAGAUGACUUUAAACAGGACCAUGUGCAGAAAUAUAAAGCCUUAUUGUAAGAAUAUGGUAAUAGACAGUUUUGUUAAAUUUUUAAUCGAUUAAUCAGAAAAAUAUUUCUUUCCUCAUGCCGUUAGUGUCAUAAGCCUGAAUGUAGAAAGUAACACAAGAACUCAUUUUGAUUGAGAUUCAAGAAAUAGUUUUUAUUUUAUUACUUACAAAUAAUUUAAUGUCAUAAAGAAGUUUUCUUGAAUAAUGAAACCAGUCAAGUAAGGAUUUUGGAUGUUACUUUCCUCAUGCUGUUAGACUCGUUAGCCAGAAUACAGAAAGUAACACAAGAACUUAUUUUUAUAAAGAUUCAAGAAAUAGUUUUGAUUUUCUUACUUACAAAUGAUUUGAUUUAGAAAGAUAAGUUUUAUAAGACAAAUGAAAGAGGUUAAGUAAAGAUUUGGGAUGUUUCUUUCUUCAAGCUGUUACUGUCACUAGCCAGAAUGUGGAAAGUAACACCAGAACUCAUUUUGAUAGAGAUUCUAGAAAUUGAUAAGAUUUUCUUACUUACAAAUGAUUUAAUGUCAGAAAGAUAAGUUUUCUUAGAUAAUGAAAGAGGUCAAAGUAAAGAUUUUGGAUGUUACUUUCCUCAUGCUGUUAGCGUUAUUAGCCAGAAUGUAGAAAGUAACACCAGAAUUCAUUUUGAUAGAGAUUCUAGAAAUAGUUAUGAUUUUCUUUCUUACAAAUGAUUUAAUGUCAGAAAGAUAAGUUUUCUUAGAUAAUGAAAGAGGUCAAGUAAAGAUUUUGGAUGUUACUUUCCUCAUGCUGUUAGCGUUAUUAGCCAGAAUGUAGAAAGUAACACCAGAACUCAAUUUGAUUGAGAUUCAAUAAAAUAGUUUUGAUUUCUUACUUACAAAUUAUUUAAUGUCAGAAAGAUAAGUUUUCUUAGAUAAUAAAAGAGGUCAAGUAAAGAUUUAAAAUGUUAUUUUCCUCAUGCUGUUAGCGUCUUUAGCCAGAAUGUGGAAAGCAACACCAGAACUCAAUUUGAUUGAGAUUCAAGAAAUAGUUUUGUUUUUCUUACUCACAAAUGUUAUAAUGUCAGAAGAUAAGUUUUCUUAGAUAAUAAAAGAGGUCAAGUAAAGAUUUUAAACGUUACUUUCCUCAGGCUGUUAGCGUCUUUAGCAAGAAUGUGGAAAGCAACACCAGAACUCAAUUGAUUGAGAUUCAAGAAAUAGUUAUGAUUUUCUUACUUACAAAUGAUUUAAUGUCAGAAAUAUAAGUUUUCUUAGAUAAUGAAAGAGGUCAAGUGAAGAUUUUGGAUGUUACUUUCCUCAUGCUGUUAGCGUUACUAGCCAGAAUGUAGAAAGUAGCACUGAAUAUAAGUUUCAUAUAAAACGUUAUGAUUUUUUAACAUCAUAACACAUGAUUGAUUGUUAGAAAGCUUAAUAUUCUAAGCAAUGCUAGAAAUUGAGUGAUUUUUUCAAGCAAAAUUUGAGUUAUUAAUUUUUUUAUGCUAUAAGGACAUAAGCCAAAAUUUGGAAAAUAAUAGUAGAACGUAGAAGUAAUAGUAUAAAACCUAAUAUAGAUUUAUCAAAUUGUAAUCAUAAUUUUAAUCUAGUUGUUUUCAUUAAAUAUUUACAACAGUUUGAUUCAGAUAUCAAAAGAUGCAGAAACAGCAAAAUGUUUUUUUUUACCCCAUUUAUUACAUUGUUUCAGCUUGAUAAAGAUUAUGUAAAAAUUGUCUUGCCAUGAAAAAAUUGUAAACAAAUUUUAAAGAUAUAUAUAUGUUGUGGUUAUUACUUUUGUACAAGGAUAUAAUAAGUAAUAUUUAUUUAUUUGAUAAUUUUGAUGACAAUACAAAAGAUAUUUUUAACUUCAGAUGAUUUCAAGCAUUUCAUAUUUUAAGUCAAAGGAUAUUAUAAGUACUUUUUAUUCAUUUGAUUGUCUUGAUGUCAGUACAAAAGACAUUUUAAGUUUAGAUGAUUUCAAGCAUUUUAUUUUUGAAGUCAAGACUCUACAUGAUGGUUACCUGGUCAAUACUUUACCAACAUGUACUUGUGAAAAGUGUACUUCUUUCCGAUCUAAUAGAUCAACUCAGUUUUAUGAAGGCACUUAUCCUACACCUUGUUAUGGACCUAUUUCAAAUAGUCCUUUUAAGAAUAUGUGAGGUCCUAAGGCCCACCAAUUUGGUGGUGGUAGACCAGGUUAAUUAUCCCAAAAAAAGUUUAAGAUGAUACUUUCCUAAUGCUGUUAGCAUCAUAGGCCAGAAUGUGGAAAAUAACACUUAUUUUGAUUGAGAUUCAAGAAAUACUUUUUUAGUUAUUUUACAUCAAAACAUGAUUGAUUGUUAGAAAGCUAAGUCUUCUAAGCAAUGUUAGAAAUAAAGUGAUUUUUAACAAGCAAAAUUUGAGAUGUUACCUUCUUCAUGCUGUAAUAAAUGCAAAGAGCUAGAAUUUGGAAAAUAAAAGAGAAACUUUUUCUAUUACAUGGUAGUUGUAAAUAGUAUAGAACCUAAUAUAGAUAUAUCAAAUUGAAAUCGUUAUUUGAUAAUUUUGAUGUCAAUACAAAAGAUUUUUAACUUCUGGAUGAUUUUAAGCAUUUUAUAUUUGUCAAACGAUAAGUUAUAUUUAUCUGUUUGAUAAUAUUGAUGUCAGUACAAAAGACAUUUCAACUUUAGACCAUUUCAAGCAUUUUAUUUUGAAGUCAAGACUCUACAUGAUGGUUACCUGGUCAAUACUUUACCAACAUGUACUUGUGAAAGGUGUACUGCUUUCUGAUCUAAUAGAUCAACUCAGUUUUAUGAAGACACUUAUCCUACACCUUGCUAUGGACCUAAUUCAAAUAGUCCUUUUAAAAAUACACGAGGUGCUUAGGACCACCAAUUUGGUGUUAGUAUAAAAGAAUUAAGAUGUUAUUUUCCCCAUGCUGUUAGCGUCAUAUGCCAGAAUGUGGAAAGUAAUUCUAACAUUCAUUUUGAUUGAGAUUCAAGAAGUACUUUUUUUAGUUUUUAUACGACCGCAAAAUUUUUUUUGGGUUCGUAUAAUGGUAUGAUGUCAUCGUCUGCGACGUCUGCGUCAUCCGAAGACACAUUUGGUUUCCGGAUAAUAACUUUAGUUUUAGUGAAUGGAUCUCUAUGAAAUUUAACAAGAAGGUUCAAUACCACAAAAGGAAGUUUGGGAUUGAUUUUGGGGGUUUUGGUACCAACAGUUUAGGAAUUAGGGGCCAAAAACAAGCAUUUUUGUAGUUUCCAGACAAUAACUUGUGUGUAAGUGUAUGGAUCUCACUGACAUUGUACCACAAGGUUCCAUAUCACAAAGGGAAGGC